AUGGCCGAAAACGCAGCAAAGAGACUCAAGAUGUCACCCGUCACCAUCGGCACCCACAAUGGCCACUUCCACGCCGAUGAGGCCCUCGCUGUGCACAUGCUGCGCAAGCUGCCCACCUACCACGACUCCCAGCUGAUCCGCACCCGCGAUCCCAAGCUUCUCGAGACCUGCCACACCGUCGUCGAUGUCGGCGGCGAGUACGACGACGGCAAGAAGCGCUACGACCACCACCAGCGCGGCUUCGCCACCACCUUCCCCGGCAAGAGCACCAAGCUCUCCAGCGCCGGGCUCGUCUUUAUGCACUUUGGCAAGGCCAUCAUCGCCCAGAAGCUCAGCGAGGGCGCCGAGACCCCCGUCGCCGAGGACAGCGCCGAAGUUGAGCUGCUGUGGAACAAGUUGUACGAGAGCUUCGUCGAGGCCCUGGACGCCCACGACAACGGCAUCUCCGUCUACGACCCCAAGGCCGUCGCCGCCGCGGGUCUCGAGAAGCGCUUCAGUGAGGGCGCCUUCACCCUUGGCUCUGUCGUCGGCCGCCUGAACCCCAACUGGAACGACCCGGUCCCCUCUGACCCCGUCGAGGCCCAGAAGCUCGAGGACGAGCGUUUCGUCAAGGCCAGCCGCCGCAUCGGCGAGGAGUUUGACGCCGACCUGGACUACUACACCAAGGCAUGGCUGCCCGCCCGCGCCGUCGUGCAGGCCGCCUUCGAGAAGCGCACCCAGUACGACCCCCAGGGCCGCGUGCUCGUCCUCGAGGGCCAGAGCGCACCCUGGAAGGACCACCUCUACUCCCUCGAGGGAGGUAACCCCUCGGUGGUUUACGUCCUGUACCCCGAGAAGCCGACCCCCGAUGCCAAGUGGCGUGUGCAGGCGGUGCCCGUCACCAAGGACUCUUUCGAGAGCCGCAAGCCCUUGCCCGAGGCGUGGCGCGGAUUCAGAGAUGCGGAACUGGACGGCAUCUCUGGCAUCCCCGGCUGUGUCUUCGUCCACGCUGCGGGCUUCAUUGGAGGAAACAAGACAUUCGAAGGCGCCAAGGAUAUGGCGAUCAAGGGUCUAGAUCUGUGA
Colletotrichum paranaense is the source of this 1062-nucleotide messenger RNA. RefSeq lists its product as uncharacterized. Gene Ontology annotation, cellular component: nucleus; cytoplasm. The record is from RefSeq and is a predicted model, not a curated record. The transcript has a single exon. NCBI's taxonomy places the organism in Eukaryota, Fungi, Ascomycota, Sordariomycetes, Glomerellales, Glomerellaceae. The coding region runs from base 1 to 1062 and encodes 353 amino acids.